GGCGCGUGUGUAGUGCGUGUAGCCUAGAAGCGCGUUCACGAACUGCGGUCUUUCCAGCGGGUCAAAGCUUCACGACUGAUGACUCAUUAAUAUCCUUUUUCUGACUUCUUACUCGUAAGCAUUUCAUACAGUUAAUCAUAAUACACAUCUCUCCACCACACGUGAUCCCAACUGAAGUAUGAUGAAGCGUACACACAAGCGGAGCCCGACUCCUCCAUCUGUAACCGUCCGGGUCAAACCCAACACUCAGCACUCCCUCCGAGUCAGAAGAGGUCUGCUGCUGAAAAGACCAAAUGGACAAGAAUCACAGGGCCCAGCAUGGAAGAGCCACUCCAGCCAGCGACUACUCAAGAUGUAUCAUCCACAAAUGACAGUGCCCCCAACUAUUGUCAUUCAGGGUCAGGAAAUGACAGCGUUCUUCAGACUCUUUGAUGAUGACCUGAUCCAGGACUUCUUGUUGAUGGACUCUUGCUACAAAAUGACCGACAAGUACCUCCUCGCCAUGACGUUCGUGUACUUCAAAAGGGCUCGCUUCACCAUCGCUGAAUACACCAGGAGGAAUUUUUUCAUCGCUCUGUAUCUGUCCAACACCAUGGAGGAGGAUGAAGAGGAGAAUAAGUAUGAGAUUUUUCCCUGGGCUCUAGGAAAGAACUGGAGGAAGCUGUUUCCACACUUUAUCAAGCAGCGAGACAAACUUUGGGCUCGGAUCGAUCAUAGAGCCGCGGUCAGCAGGCACUGCUGUGAAGAGAUCAUGGCCAUCGUGCCCUCUCACUCUGUGUGGCAGCGAACUCGCUUAGAGCACCACGGCUUUGCCCAGCGCCAGUAUGGUGACCGUUCCCAAGAUUGUUUCCUCCGUGGACCCUCGGCCUCCCCGGUCUUCUGUGCCCUCUGUAACUGCGGCACCAGGUUAGGUCAGGGUCCAGGCUCUGCACUUUCCCGCCGAGGCUCCUCAGCACAGACCCAAAACCUGGCCUUUCCAUUCAUCUCUGCAAAGCAGGUGGAAAUCAGCCCACCACGGGCUGCAGCCUGUCGCAGGAAGACAGUGAAGACUAAACACCAGGCCCAGGAUUCCUGCUGCUGCUGUGCCGAGGUCUCCAGAGAUGAUGAGUCUUCCUGCGGGUCCUCAAACGACUCGGCCAUGGACUGGAUCAAUGAGGAGUAGAGCAUCACUCUUUCCACUGAUGCUUUAUGCAUUACUCUCAGUUAGUGCCACAUUUCAUGUGAAGUACAGGUCUCUGCUUUAUGUUUCCACCUCUGCUGAAUCAGUUAUUUUAAUUCAAAUGAGCUUAUGCCACUUCAUUGAAACAUGCAGUAAAAUUGAUGCGGCACGUUGUACUUUCUUUAAAUUCAUAUUCUUGGUAUUUAUUUAUUUAUUUAUUUAAGUAUUUAUUUUGUAUGUACGGGGACACUUCUUGACAAAAUCAAAAGAAAACUUUUGGCUGAAUCAAAGUUGAGCUGCUGGAGUUGACACGUCUCUUUCACUGUCUGUUGCACUCUACACUUUUCUACUGGGUGCGUUUCUAAUGUUGCCAAUGUGCCUGUUCAAUAGUUCAACACUGUUUGAAAUAAAGGCCUGAACUUUGUCUUUUUGAGAUUAACCUGA
Notolabrus celidotus (New Zealand spotty) is the source of this 1603-nucleotide messenger RNA. RefSeq names its product speedy/RINGO cell cycle regulator family member A (gene spdya). The record is from RefSeq and is a predicted model, not a curated record. Bases 179 to 1162 code for a protein of 327 amino acids. Gene Ontology annotation, molecular function: protein kinase binding. Lineage: Eukaryota; Metazoa; Chordata; Actinopteri; Labriformes; Labridae. Gene Ontology annotation, biological process: positive regulation of cyclin-dependent protein serine/threonine kinase activity. The transcript is spliced from 7 exons.